Molecule: messenger RNA, 3295 nt
Organism: Acanthopagrus latus (yellowfin seabream)
Lineage: Eukaryota; Metazoa; Chordata; Actinopteri; Spariformes; Sparidae
Gene: ren
Product: renin
Exons: 9
Coding region: 869-2065 (398 amino acids)
Biological process (GO): angiotensin maturation
Molecular function (GO): aspartic-type endopeptidase activity
Source: RefSeq, a predicted model, not a curated record
CACAACGUGCUGCCAAAAUCUUUAUAACAUAAAACUCUCAACAUGGGCUCAGUGUCCUGCCAGAGAUCCAUAUCUAAGAAUCUGAACAGAAUUUCCACAUGUGUAUUGUCCCUCGUGCUCAGCUCGCACAUGUGAAAAUCAAUACAGGCUGCAUUGAACUUUGCAUGAGCGGAGACAUCGUAACAAUUAAAACAGCGGCGUUGAACCUGCUUACAGAUAAGGGAUUGCUGGCUGCGGGAAAGAAGAGACACACUAACUGUUUGGAGGGAAAAAAAAAACUGCUGUCAACAUUUCUACUUUAAAUGAGCCAUUUUGUAAAAUCUGAUCACCCUCAUUAACAGAUGACACAGAGGAGAAAAAUUAUGUCUCAGAGUAAGUUUAUGGAGUGCAGUCUGCAGCAGCUGAGGUUUAAAGUGACUUGCGGUUGAGUUUAAUGAGCGACAUCCAACUAAUCUGCCCUGACAGCUCUGAGCAUCUUUCAAUCCCGCGAAAGCUUCCCACAGCCCGGCAGGCUGAGUCUCCGGCCGACCUACGUCAGCAAUCUCUGGAGCUCUGCACCCCUGCUUUCUGUCUUCAACGUUUUUGAAGAGGUCAGAGUUCAGACCUCUCACUGGGACCCGUUAAUCACGGGAGAGGUUGUGUGACCGAGGCAGACGGGUGGAGAGGUUGGGUUGGGGGGAAGGGUAGCGGAGCUUGUUCUCAAGUGGUCACCUCCAGGAAUGCCUCCAGCUCAGAGUGAGUGGCCCACGGGUGAGAGGACAUGGUAUAAAAAAGAGUGGAGGGACGAGGCAGCGGUCAUACACUCGGAUUUGAUUAAGAAAAAAAAAAAAACCUGGGACUUUAUUCACAAAAGAGUCAGAGAGUCACCAUGGCACAACUGACAAAUUACUGGAUGUGUGGAUGUUUCCUUGUUCUAUCACUGACAGCGACCUCGAGCCAUGCCCUGAGAAGAAUCAGCCUAAAGAAGAUGCCGUCUAUCAGGGAGACGCUGAGCGAGAUGGGUGUUUCUGCAGAGCAGGUGUUGACAGAGCUGGCCCAGAGGAGCAACGAGGACACGAACAACGGGACUGUUCCCACACCUCUGACCAACUACCUGGAUACUCAGUACUACGGGGAGAUUAGCAUCGGCUCUCCGGCCCAGAUGUUCAACGUGGUGUUCGACACGGGCUCAGCGAACCUGUGGGUGCCCUCGCAAAGCUGCUCGCCUUUCUCCACCGCCUGCUUUACUCACAACAGGUACGAUGCCUCCAAAUCCCGGACCCACAUCGAGAACGGGACCGGGUUUUCCAUCCAGUAUGCCGCUGGGAACGUCAGGGGGUUUCUGAGCGAGGAUGUGGUUGUGGUCGGUGGUAUUCCUGUGGUGCAGGUGUUUGCUGAGGCCACCGCUCUGUCUGCCAUGCCCUUCAUCUUCGCCAAGUUCGAUGGAGUCCUGGGGAUGGGUUACCCAAACGUGGCCAUCGAUGGCAUCACUCCAGUGUUUGACCGCAUCAUGUCUCAGCAUGUCCUCAAGGAAGAGGUGUUCUCGGUCUACUACAGCAGGGAUCCCAAACACUCUCCAGGUGGAGAGCUGGUCCUCGGUGGCACAGACCCAAACUACUACACAGGAAACUUUAAUUACAUGGGCACCAAAGAGACAGGCAAAUGGGAAGUAACCAUGAAAGGCGUCUCUGUCGGGAUGGACAUGAUGUUUUGUGCAGAGGGCUGCACAGCUGUGAUCGACACUGGCUCCUCCUACAUCACAGGCCCGGCCUCCUCUGUGUCCGUGCUGAUGAAAACCAUCGGAGCACAGCUGGAUGAAAGUGGAUACAAGGUCAACUGUGACACCGUGAAGACGCUGCCCAGUGUCACCUUCCAUCUGGGUGGUCAGGAGUACUCACUCACUCAGGAGGAUUAUAUUUUGUGGCAAUCACAGAUCGAGGGAGAUGUCUGCACCGUCACCUUCAGGGGCUUGGAUGUGCCGCCCCCUACAGGACCAAUCUGGAUCUUGGGAGCCAACUUCAUUGCCCGCUACUACACAGAGUUUGACCGUCGCAAUAAUCGGAUAGGGUUUGCUGCAGCAGUUUGACAGGAUGGUAAACGUCCGCCACGUUGGUCUGAGUUCUUUCUCUCUGUCCUUGCUGCUAUCUCCUCUUUGGCGUCCUCCGUCAGCUGCUCUUUAUGAUAUGGUGACUCAUGAUUACAUCUGUUUCAUUAAUUGGUAGCGCAGCGAGCACAUUAAGGAAUAUCAUUCCCUGAUAUCUUGAUCAUCCUGCUUUCCUGAUAUGAUAUUUUGUACCAGUUGCACUGAUUGCCUUCUAAUCUUUUUUUUUAUUAUUAUUUUUAUUUAUAAGCAUUUACCAGCAAAUGCAAAGUUUCUGUGUGCGUGUCUCUACUGAUUAUUAUCAUACAGCACCAGCAGAAAGGCAUAACUGUAUUGUACUGACAUAACAAAAAUAAACUUGUUCACUGGGAUUUGAUUUUAUUAAGGCCCACAUUGUUUCCCAUCAAGUCUGUCGAAUGCAGAAGUUUAAAACAGACUGCUGAUGCAGAUCAAUCAGACACACCAGAGCAGUCACAGAAAUAUUUGUCAUUGUUUUGCAAGAAAAACUGUAUCUAAGAAUCUGUAUGUUUGAGUGGAAAAGGUCAAACAAUCCGACACACAUUUUUCGCACUUGUGACAGUCACGCAUGAAGCUCCCACUGUCGCUGCCCACGAACAGUUGCUCACUAUCUUUGGUAACAGUUACAGUAGGAGAUCAUAGAUUAUAGAUAGAUUACAUUUUUUGAAUCAAAUCAUCUUUUUGCACAACUCUGCAGCCCGUGAUCCCGUGAGGAGUUGUCUUUCUUCUUUUGCCAGCCAAUGUUUUUUUUCUGGUGCAAAACAACCCACCUUAAAUGUUAAUUUUAUCACCAAUGUCACAUCAAAGUUAAAAAGCAAGUAAGAGCAAAGAUGAAACUAAAAGGGAGCCUUCAGGAGUAAACAUGCCUCUUCUAGUUAUUUUAAGACUCACUGUACAAAGUUGUUUUCCGCUUAACUAGCAGGCUGAAGCGACACUGAGAUAACACAACAAUAAAAAGCGCACAUUUAUCAGAAGCCCUUGUCCGAUCUUUUUGUCUCAUUUUCUCUAAACUGCUGGGGGAAAGUCCCGUUACAUGACAGACCUCCUCACCCAAACAUCCAGGAAUUGUCUGGUUUGGAUUUUAUCUCUUGACGACAGGUUUAAAGGUGACAGUGGAUAUCUCCCUGCUGGAAUUUAAUCAAAACAUUGCAAAAAAUAAAAAAUAAAAAAUCUUCUUUCGGUAUGAGUCAACACAAA